AGGCCGCGGUCAUAAAAUUAAAAGGAGGGACGAUCGGUCGAGGAGAAGAGAAAGGGCCUCCGUCCGUUCUCGAUCUCCUCUCGUUGACGCGCGCGCCGCUGAUUUUUGUCGUCCUCGGUUCUGUUCCGCGUCGACCCCGCCCCCCGACCCGCGCGUGCUCCUCCGUAAUGGCGAGGUACGAGCCGAUAAAGGGAGAGAUCAGCGCGUCGCGCGUGGCCAUCGACGUCUCGAAAGGCCCGGCGACGCCAUCGCCGCCGCCCGCGAAGAAGCCGGAGCGGCUGGCUCGCUCGGACGUUUUCCGAGGACUCACGGUGGCGAUUAUGAUUCUGGUUGAUGAUGCUGGUGGAAUUUUCCCAAGAAUCAAUCAUUCUCCAUGGAAUGGUGUAACUAUUGCUGAUUUUGUCAUGCCCUUUUUCUUGUUUAUAGUUGGAGUAGCCCUAACACUUGCAUACAAGAGAGUGUCAAAUAGAGCCGCCGCGACAAAGAAGGCUAUGCUUCGAGCACUUAAGCUGUUAGUACUUGGUGUUGUGCUCCAAGGUGGUUACUUUCACGGUGUCCACAAUUUAACUUAUGGUGUUGAUAUUUUAAGUAUUCGCCUGAUGGGUGUACUGCAGAGAAUUGCAAUAGCAUACCUUUUGGCAGCAAUAUGUGAAAUUUGGCUCAGAAAUGACGGUAAAGUUUUCUCUGGAUGGUCCCUAUUAAGGAGAUACCGAUAUCAAACGUAUGUUCCUCUGAUACUUACCGUGAUCUAUGUCACUCUCUUGUAUGGUUUGUAUGUUCCUGAUUGGGAGUACCAUAUAAGAGAGCAAGGUGCAAUCAAAUCAUUCUCGGUGAAAUGUGGAGUUAGAGGCGACACAAGUCCUGCUUGCAAUGCUGUUGGCAUGAUAGACCGUAAGAUAAUGGGCAUUCAACAUUUAUAUAAACGCCCUGUUUAUGCAAGAACUGAGCAAUGCAGCAUCAAUUCUCCUUCAAAUGGCCCUCUUCCAGCAGAUGCUCCCUCAUGGUGUCAAGCCUCUUUUGAUCCUGAAGGGCUUUUAAGCACUGUGAUGGCAAUUGUUAGUUGUUUGAUUGGGUUGCAAUUUGGGCAUGUUAUCGUUCAUUUUCAGGAUCACAAAGAGAGGAUUGUACAAUGGACCCUUCCAUCCUUCUCUCUUAUGGCUUUAGCCUUCUCACUUGACUUCUUCGGGAUGCAUAUCAACAAGGCUCUCUACACGCUUAGUUACACAUGCCUCACCACUGGUGCAGCUGGGCUUCUUUUUGCAGGAAUAUAUUUGCUGGUUGAUGUCUAUGGAAUUAGGCGACCAACCUAUGUAUUUGAAUGGAUGGGAAUGCACGCACUGAUGAUUUACAUUCUAAUAGCAUGCAAUGUCUUGCCAGUUCUAAUCCAGGGUUUCUACUGGAGAGAGCCACAGAACAAUCUCGUAAUUGAGGUUGAUCGGAGUAUGAGGCCGAGCAUGCGAUGGGGAUCCAGCUCCUGCUUCCUGUGGAGGACCGUGAGGCCUGUCUUUGGCCAAUCCUCAGCAGCAAAACCUGAAGAAUUUUUGCUGUGCUAGAUUUGAGGCCGGCCUCAGCUUUGCAUAUGCUAGGAGAAAAUGGCUACAUAGGCAUAGGUAUAUGCAUCUGUUUAUUACGGAGGAGCCACCAGCAAGAAAAGUAUUGCUCAACUUGAGCUUGUAUAGUUCUUAUUAUUUGAGAGGUAGAGACCACUAUAUAGUAUUCAUGUUAUCCU
This is a messenger RNA of Asparagus officinalis (garden asparagus), 1729 nucleotides long. RefSeq names its product heparan-alpha-glucosaminide N-acetyltransferase-like. The transcript is spliced from 13 exons. The coding region runs from base 168 to 1553 and encodes 461 amino acids. The record is from RefSeq and is a predicted model, not a curated record. Lineage: Eukaryota; Viridiplantae; Streptophyta; Magnoliopsida; Asparagales; Asparagaceae.